This is a messenger RNA of Pelodiscus sinensis (Chinese soft-shelled turtle), 409 nucleotides long. Lineage: Eukaryota; Metazoa; Chordata; Testudines; Trionychidae. The record is from RefSeq and is a predicted model, not a curated record.
AUGCCCUGUCACGUGGCCAAAGCACUAUAUUUGUUGAUUCUCUACAAGGGAUCACUGGAGAAAGGUGAACGGCGCUCCACGGCCAAGGAGAGCUGCAUCGCCAAUACCUGCGGAGUGGAGCCCAUCAGCAUCCUCGGGCUUAUCCUGGGCAUCGGCCUGGCCCUGCUGCUCCUGGGCACCCUCGGCUACUCCCUGAUCAAGUGGUACCUGAGAGGAGCCGGCUGGCACCGGCCUAAUUUUGUUUUCAACCUCUACCACAUCCGCAGCCUCAAGUCUGUGGAGGUGGAGCUGGGCCCGCCCUUCACGGUCAGCGGCUCCAUGAGCGACAGGGCAGGCGGCUACACGCGGUUCCACGACAGGCACGUCUGAAGGCCGCUGGCUCUGCAGAGGGGCUGCGCUCGGCCACGUG